Fundulus heteroclitus (mummichog) is the source of this 3149-nucleotide messenger RNA. RefSeq names its product LIM homeobox transcription factor 1, alpha-like (gene lmx1al). The transcript is spliced from 9 exons. Bases 469 to 1701 code for a protein of 410 amino acids. NCBI's taxonomy places the organism in Eukaryota, Metazoa, Chordata, Actinopteri, Cyprinodontiformes, Fundulidae. Gene Ontology annotation, cellular component: nucleus. Gene Ontology annotation, molecular function: DNA-binding transcription factor activity, RNA polymerase II-specific; RNA polymerase II transcription regulatory region sequence-specific DNA binding. The record is from RefSeq and is a predicted model, not a curated record. Gene Ontology annotation, biological process: neuron differentiation; regulation of transcription by RNA polymerase II.
CACCCCAGGAUCAAGACGUUUCGGGACAUUAUUUAGAACCAAAGCAGCAACGGCUUUAUUCGUGAUACAAGGCAAUAUCAAUACGCCCCUAAUUAACUGUGCCCUUAUAAAUAUCGAUCUAACCCCAAACACAGAUUCAAGAGAUUCCCCCCACCUGAGUUAUCAAUAGGCACGUAUUAUUGCUCAUCUUCUCUCAUCAUCAUCUUCCGCACCUUCUCCCUCCCUCCGUGUCUGUCCAUCUCCUCCCUCUGCUUCCCUUUUUUUUUUUCUUUUACGCACAAAACAAACCGGAGCGCGCGCACACGGCUGUGGGAGAAACCGGGAGACACAAUAGAGCAUAUUUUUUGGGGGGAAUCAUCAUGGUGUUGGAAUCUCGUCCGUGAGCAAAGUGCGAGGUAGCUGAUGUGGACGAUCCGUUCGAUCGCCUCUGUUCAGUCACACGAGAGCUGGAAGUUCCGCUGGAUUUAAAUGUUGCCAACCGAGAUUUCAGGAGGAGUGUGUUUCACCUCAAGCGAUCACACCGAGGGAAGGAGAGAGGGAAUGAAAACUGAAGAGAACCAGCAGUCCUGUCUGCAACAGCCUCCGUCCUCCACGCCUUUUGGUGCCGAUUUCAGAGGAGGGGGAGAAGUGUGCGCGGGCUGCGAGUCUCCCAUCGCCGACCGCUUCCUGCUGCGCGUGAACGAGCGGUCCUGGCACGAGACCUGCGUCAAGUGCGCCGUCUGUCUGAGCGCACUCACCGGGACCUGUUACUGCAGGGACCGUCUGCUGUACUGCAAGCAUGACUAUGAAAAGCUCUUUGUAAGGAAGUGCAGUGCCUGCCUGCAGGUCAUUGGACGCUCCGAGCUGAUAAUGCGUGUGCUAGGCCAGGUAUACCACCUGGGCUGCUUCAGCUGCUGCGAGUGCGAACGCCGACUGCAGAGAGGUGAUGAGUUUGUGCUGAAAGAAGGCCAGCUGCUCUGCCGCAUGGACUAUGAAAAGGAGAGGGAAAUGCUUGCUGCAAUUAGUCCUGCUCCAACUGAAUCAGUAAAAAGCGAGGAUGAAGAUGGCGGGGGAGGCUCUGGCAGUGGGAAAGGUGGUGAUGAAGGCAAAGAGCACAAGCGUUCGAAACGACCACGCACCAUCUUGACUACACAGCAGCGGCGAGCUUUCAAGGCCUCCUUUGAAGUAUCAGCCAAGCCAUGCCGAAAGGUGAGGGAGACACUGGCUGCUGAGACGGGCCUGACAGUGCGGGUUGUGCAGGUGUGGUUUCAAAACCAGAGAGCUAAGAUGAAAAAGAUAGCUCGCCGACAGCAGCAACAGCAGCAGCAGCAACAGGAACAAGAGCAACUGGGAGGGACCAGGAGAGGACCUAGCAGAGGGGGCCGCCAAAGCAACGAUGACAGUGAGGAUGGAUCUAGUACUCACGGCAUGGACAGCAUGCUAGGAUACCCGUCUCUGCCACGUCAGCAGCUACUUUCUCUGGACCCCAACAUCUACGGAGGAGAGCCAUUUCGUCAUGGGCUGACGCCUCCUCAACUAAACAGUGAGCAGAUCCACUCAUAUGACUCGGAGACAGUCUUCCAUGAUUUGGACAGCGAUGGAAGCCUCAGUCACCUUGGUGAUUGUCUCUUGGCAACAGGAGAAGGCGGUCUUCUGGCAGGACGAGUAGGAAACCCCAUUGACCGUCUCUACUCCAUGCAGAACUCCUACUUCACCUCCUGACCCUUAAAAACUCUCUUCUUUACCCCUCCUGUUCCACCUUUCGCCCCAGAGAAGCAACCCAUCUAUGGGACUAUUCUGAAUUAAACUGGCUAGAGCCAAACAUACGUCUGAGCUUUUAUCACUGGAACACAUCAUCACAAGUCAGACGGUCAUAAUAUCACUCUGCUAAUGUCCUCUCAUGCUUUCCUUAAGAAGAAUCAUAUGCUGGAAAAAUAGACACUGUAAAUGUCCAUGACAAUGGCCUUCUAUUUUUUUCCCCCAUUGUAUUUAUGCCAUACUCACUGAAACAUAUUUGAUUUCCCUUUCCAACAGAAAAAAAGACGGCCACGCAUAUACCAAUCAGUACCCUACAUUUAAAUAAGUUGCAGAAUUUCAAGGAAUCAGUCAAGUUAAAUGUAUGUAGGGAGUAGUACUAGUUACAAGCAUUUGGGAGUCUAAACUAUUUUAGUACGUUGGUGAGAUAACUUUGUUUUGUCUGGAUUUAUUUUUAAUCAAUGUGUGGAUGGCUGCAACAUAUACAAGAGUAUAUGGAUUGGACUACAGUUUUGCUCUCAGGUUAGUGUGUAUGUUUUUGUGACCUGAGUCUGAUCUCAGGAAAUUGUGCUGGAUAGAAUGAUAACUUUAACUUCCCUAGUAUUUCAAAUAGCAUUUUUUUUUGACACAUAACAGCUAAAAAAAGAAGUGGACCAAAAACGCAAUCUUUUGCAUUUUGAAAAUAGAUGACCCUUCAAGGUCAUUUGGAAAGCCUUAAGCAGAAACAGGGUUGUAUAAGUGAUCGUUACUUUAGUUUACACUUUUAUAAUAUUAGUGCUGUAAAUUACAACCAAAAGACAAACUCUUGCCCAAAUCUUAGGACACCAAGUCCACGAUGAUAAAUUACAACUGUAAAUCUGAGAAUGACUGUGUUACACAUAAUUGUUGCAAUCACUUUCUGUAAUGAUUUCCUUUGUCAAGAAUAUCCUACUAGACACUGUUGGGUAGACAUUUUGUACCUUCUGUGAUAAUCAGCAAAUGUUUAAACUAUAGCAUGAUAUUUGUGUGCCACAAAGUAGAUCUAUAGAACUAGAAUCCAAUUUUAUUUUGGAUAGCAAAUGUUGCAGAAAGGAUCAGAACAGACCCAUCCUGUGGCACAGCAUUAAAAGAAAAAGAAAAAAAAAAGAAUUAGGAUGAUACCCGCCUCAUUCAGACAUCAGUGAUCUGCCAGAGCCUGGGAUACUCUCAAGAAUUUUUUUUGGUUUCUGAUAAUACAUGGUGUUUUUACUGUGAUAUUAAUGUGAAUGUAACUUAUUUGUGUGGUAGUAGAUGACAUUUUAUCUAUUUUGUUCAGUGACAGCAAGGUGAUGUGCUUUGAAUUUAAUGUUCCUGUAUCUUAAAUACAAUCUGCAGUUUUGCCUUUAAAGUAAAAUUGGCUUUAUUGUCAUUGAUACAAUAAAAAAAAAUGAAAUACC